UGAAAAAGAAAAACUAUUUUCAACUCUUGAGCGGGCAAAAAAUAAUAAUAAUAACAAAAGCAAACCGAAAACUUGAUAUUUUUGAGCAAACGACGAUCACACACAAAAUAGCAAAGCUAGAGAUCAACUUCGUAACUUAACUUAAGUUUUCAUCGCUGGAACGACACAACUUCAUAUAGGGAAUUGAGUGCAAUUAUUUAAUUUGCAUAUCAUCCACCUCUUAAGUUAUGGAUCGUAUUUGGAAAAAGUUUUUGCUUUGCUUUGUUUUAUGUUCAGCGUUAAGAAAAUGCAAAUAAGCAAACACACAUACAUACCUACAUAUAUAGAAUCAUAUAUACAAACAUUCUGAAACUAAUAGAGGCCAUUGUAUCGUAUCGGGGUGCAUAAAUCAUACAACAACAACUCAUCCGAAAUACAUUUUUCAAAAGGCCCAUUUCAGAUAUGCGUCACUUCAUUUAAAAAAAGUAAACAAGAUGAUUUGCAAUUAGUAGUUCAGUGAAGAGCGAAGCUGCAACGUGACCGCAACUACGACACUUUUUAUCGGUUUUUUUUGUUUUUGCGUUAUAUAUACUACUCAGCCUACUCGCUUGACGAUCGCUUGAAGCAGAUAUACACGCUCGCAUAGGCAGAUUUUUAUAUUGCUUUACAAAUAAUACAUUUUUUAUUUAUUUGUAGCGUGAUUUACUGUUUGUUGUGGUUUUCGUUGUUUUUGUACCUUGUGAAACGAAUCAUCAUUCUUUAUAGACUUAAAAGUAUAAUUAUAAAUGUGGAGAAAAGUCAAUUAGAACACCUCACAUGGAGAGGCACGCGAUCACUUCGGAUUGUAGGUUUUUUUUCAUGAGAACACUGUGGGUGGCUUGUGAAAUUCACAGUGAACUUUUUAUGGGUUUGUUGUUGUAGUUGCUUGAAUAAUUGCUAAGUUUAAAAGUCAUAAAAAAAUUUAAAAAAUAUUUUUAAAAAGCCAUUUAAACAAGUUUUAACAGUUUUUGGUUCAAUUUAAGCACACAAAAAUUUUAACGCCACUAUAACCUUUACCAAAGCAAUUCAGAGCUUUCUACAUUUAUUUAGUAGAAGCAAAAGUAGUUAACUGCAAAUCAUUUCAUGAUUUAUAGAAGUUACUCUUAUCUUGGACUGUUAUAUAAAUUUUUACUGCAACUGAAAUAAAACAAAAAAAUGUUUUCUGAGCUUUUAAGCUCGUUGAAAGCCUUGCGAGCUUUCACUUCUUUGUAAGAGCGUUAAUAAAAUUAAAUUACGGCAGGUAUUAAGUGUUAAAGGGCUCAACUGAAAUUUAUUAUGAACGCUGUAAAAUUAGUCAAAGCUUUUAAAGCUCUUUCCUUGUUAUUAAAUGAAAAAGCUUCGUAUAAAAUUUAUUAUUAAAUCCGUUUAUGAGUCUAUAAGUUUAUUUUAUAUGAAAAAUCGCUGUUUCAUUAAGCCUGAGAAUCUUACUAAGACAAUUAAAUUUAAAUAUAGAAUAAUAAAAGCUUCAUGUAACAUAUAAAAGCUCAAGUUUAUCUAAAAAAGAUUCAAAAACCCGUAAUAUAAACUUUUUGUGAGUCAUGAAAUGAUCUCUACAAUGCUAUAAAGCCUAAUGUGAUACAUUUUCUAGGGUACAAGUUGAUCUAAAUAUAUAUAUUUUUUUUUUAAAUUGAAGUUAUAAUUUCUCUCCAAAAGUUGCGAUUACGUUCAAACCUAAUCACUGAGUCAUUAUAAUAAAUUAUACUAACAUUAAUUUGAUCCCAAAAUAUUGCAUAAUGGUCUAAUAUUCAUCAACCAUAAACCAAAGACAUCGUUUCACACUGCUCCAUAAAUUUCCAAAUAAAAGCGCCUGCGGGUAGGCUACACAAAUUCAAAGCAUACUCAUAAACUCCUAACACACAUGAAAGUUUCAGUGCUUCUUAUUUCAUUAUUCACACUUAUUUCGUGGCUUGUGGCGUAAUUUAAUUAUGUGGCAACACUGUUGGUCAAUUUCUACAAUUUUCUAAUAUAAGAAACAAAAUUAUAGCACAUGAUUCCAGAUGUGUUCAGUGUGAUAAUACAACAAAUUUAAAAAGCACUUAAAAAAACAUAAAGCAAAAAGUGAAAAUAAAUCGCUUAAAAGCAAAUAAAAACAAAGGAAUAAUAAAGUAAAUUUGCGUACCUUCGCCCAACAAAUUCACCGUGAAAAAUGUGCGAGCCGCGUAGGCGUAUACGCAACCUCAACUCUGGUUUACAACUACUAGUGCGCGCGCGUCUUAUUGGCGCUCUAAUAGUUUGCAACACUUAAAUACUGCGUUUUACAGAAAAAACAACAACAAUAAUAAUAAUUAUAACAACCAAAACUUGUGUGUUGGCUUAAACAUUUUCGGUUGCUAACUUAAGGCACACUUAGAGCUCACAGUCGCCGUCGGUUGCGCACAACAGCCACAGCCAACAUGACGUCGCAGACGAGCACUUGCAACAGCUUCUUCCAGGAGCAUGCAAACAGCGCGCUGAAUCAAUAUUUUCAGCAAUUGAAUUCGAAUGCCGCUGCUGCUAUGAGUAGCAGCAACAACAGUGAUAGCAGCGCCAAUGAAGGCGGCAGCAGCAUGACCAGCUCAUCGAUGGAGGGAAAUCGCAGCAGCGUUAGCAGCAUUGAUUCGUCGAAAUCGGUGAAUAGUAACGGUAAUGGCAGCGCAGCAGCACAAUGGAACAAUAUGCAGCAACAACAGGCGCAACAGCAACAACAGCAGCUGCAGCAACAGCAGCAACAGGCGCAACAGCAUCAACAGCAGCAGCAGCAACAUCAUCAUCAUCAGCAACAACAACAACAUAUGCAUCAUAACCAGCAACAGCAAAACUCACACCAGCCGCAGCAGCAGCAAGCGCAGCAGCAGCAACAACAACAUAACCAUCAUCAGCAUCAGCAGCAGCAACAACAAACACAACAACACCAACAGCAGCAGCAGCAACAUACACAGCAAUCGCAUCACCAGCACCAUCAGCAGCAGCAGCAGCACCAACAACAACAGCAGCAACAGCAACAGCAACAACACUCCCACCAACAACAACAACAUCAGCAUUCCGCAGUGGCAGCCGCCCACAACCAAUUGUCCGCACUUAGCCAAACACUCACACAAAAUUUGGCCGCCGCCGCUGCCGCAUCCAAUGCCACCGCCAACACCAACCCACACUCGAUCUUCGGCUCCGGCAAUUUCCAUUACAAAACCAAUAACUCAUGGACAAUACCCACCUUAUCCUGCUACCAGCGCCUCUACAAUGAAAACCAGCAACAUUACCAUCGCCAAUUUGGCAAUGGUGGCGGCAGCGGUGGUGGCAGUGGUGGCUCUAGCAACGGCGGUGUUGGCGCCGGCGGUAACUCCUCCGAUUCGCAAGCUCUGUCACAGGUCUCCGGCGGUGGUGGCGGUGGCGGUAACAACAAUUUGGGCAGCUGCAAUGCAAACGCUGCUGCCGCAUCCGUUCAACAUGUUGCUAACGCUGUGGCGGCCGUUGUCAUGGCCAACGAGCAGCAUCAAAGUCAUUUGAACAGUUUGAAGGCGCGCUUUCAGGCACCCGGCAAUGCAGGCAGGAAAUCUCCAUUUUUGGGUUUCAUUUGCAAAACAAACGGCAAAUCCUCAUCGAAUAGCAAAGAAGUUAUCUGCGGCGAUGACAAAUACAAAGAAGAGGGUGAUCUCUGGAAUGUGGAGGCACAAACCGCAUUCCUCGGACCGAAUUUGUGGGACAAAGCUCUGCCAUACGAUGCCGAUCUUAAGGUAACACAAUAUGCAGAUUUGGAUGAAUUCUUGUCGGAGAACAAUAUACCUGAUGGCUUGCCCGGCUCCCAUUUGGGACACUCAAGUGGUUUGGGGCAUCGAUCAGAUUCGCUGGGCCAUGCUGCUGGUCUGGGGCUGGGUCUCGGCCAUAUAACGACGAAGCGUGAACGUUCCCCAUCGCCAUCGGAUUGUAUAAGUCCGGAAACAUUGAAUCCACCAUCGCCGGCUGAGUCAACUUUCUCCUUUGCAUCGUCGGGGCGAGAUUUCGAUCCGCGCACCAGAGCAUUCUCCGAUGAAGAGCUCAAACCGCAACCGAUGAUCAAGAAAUCACGCAAACAGUUUGUGCCCGACGAACUGAAGGACGAUAAAUAUUGGGCACGUCGCCGGAAGAACAACAUUGCCGCCAAGCGAUCACGUGACGCACGCCGCCAAAAGGAAAACCAAAUAGCGAUGCGUGCCAGAUAUCUGGAAAAAGAAAAUUCGACAUUACAUCAAGAAGUGGAACAGUUGAAACAGGAAAAUAUGGACUUGCGUGCGCGUCUCUCCAAAUUCCAAGAUGUGUAAUGUUAAGAAGUACCACCCUCCUCCCCCUAAAAAAAAGAAAAUUAUUAAAUAUAUAUAUACAUAAAUGUAAAUGUAUAUAUAAAUGUGUAUAUCACCUCCAAAAACCACAACCACCAAUCUAAAAUGCAACCAAGCAGGCAACAAUUUAUGUAUAAUAUAAGCAACGCAAAACAACCGUUAACCAUAAAGGCGGCAAAGGAACUGGAAAUGGUUAAAAUAUGAACCGUUAUGCAGCUCACCGCAAAACAGCCGUUAGAAAACUCAUGCCACACACAUACUUUCACAUACAAACAUAUGCACACACAUACACAUGCAAUUGCCUACCUGUAGCAGCGGUACAGUUAUAUGGACAUAAAUAUAUAUAACUUAAUAUAUAUAUAUAUAUAUAUAGCGAACAGCUUAUAAUUGAGAAACAUAGAAAUGAUAACGGUACAUAGAAAUUAUUUGAAGCAGUUUUUAAUUAUGCUUACAGUUUGUGCAAAAAAGUGCAGACAAAGUAUGAAAAAACAACAACAACUAACUCCCACAAGCUGCAGCAGAAAUUGAGUGCAAGGAAUAAAGUAUAAAAGAGAAGCAAAAGAAGCAUAAAAACCAAACAUAUUUAUAAAAUUGAAUCUAUACAAAUAUACCAACAAAAUUCAGCGCUUAACACAAUGCCGAAAAAGAAAGAAAUCAGAAAAAAAUAACAACAAAAAAAGCGUUUAAGUCUGGCUAAAACGCAACUAACUAAUUCAUGAAACAACUUGAAGGAAAGAGAAGAGCAAAUGUCAAGAACCGAGUGAGCGGUGGCUGGGCGUGGAGGUCGCGCGAGCGUUUCUUGCAAAGUGUGGGAUGUUUGUAUAAGAACAACAACAAAAUCAACAGUAAAUGGUAACGGCGCAACUGAAAAUCGGCAAGAAAGCCAAUAAAACAUUAAAUUUGUUAAACAAAUAAAUGAAAGAACAACAAAAAACACAACAACUAUUACAACAAACUCAAAGAAAAUAAACAUAUGUAUGUAUGUAUACUAGAUAAGUAAAUAAUUUAUAUACAAAAGCAGACGUAUACACGCAAUCGGCGCAUACAAAAAAAAAAAACAAAAACAACUACAAACAUAAAGAUGUAUGUGCUGCAAA
Bactrocera tryoni is the source of this 5407-nucleotide messenger RNA. RefSeq lists its product as uncharacterized. The record is from RefSeq and is a predicted model, not a curated record. Bases 2412 to 4292 code for a protein of 626 amino acids. The transcript has 6 exons. Gene Ontology annotation, cellular component: nucleus. Gene Ontology annotation, biological process: regulation of transcription by RNA polymerase II. Gene Ontology annotation, molecular function: RNA polymerase II cis-regulatory region sequence-specific DNA binding; DNA-binding transcription factor activity, RNA polymerase II-specific. Lineage: Eukaryota; Metazoa; Arthropoda; Insecta; Diptera; Tephritidae.